GCCUGAUCUGUAUGCUCCUGGGCAUCUCCUUCACGGUGUGGUUCACCCUUCUUCUGGUGUUCAUCAUCGUACCUGCAAUCUUCGGUGUGUCCUUUGGGAUCCGCAGACUGUAUAUGAAGUCCCUCAUCAAGCUUUUUGAGAAAUGGAGAAACAGUGUCCUGUUCUUGAUGCUUGAAGAUUCUCAUUUUGGAACUGACAACAAAGUAUCAAAGAUUUUACUUACUUUGGAUAGCGUUAACCAAAUCACUAGGUCUAAUGCAUGCUUUAAUGCUAAAAAGAUUUUCCACCAAUGCUCUGUAAUUGAGAUGCCUCAAGAAUAUUUUUUUUAAAUCACAAUGUGUUUUUCUAAAUUAAAAUCAAAUCCUGAAGUCCCUAAAUGUUUUUAAUUUUUGUAAUAUUUUUUUUGCAUAAUGCAUGCCAGUAAGAGCUAUGUGUAUGACCUAAAAUAAAUUCUGAUGGUCUCUUAUGGUGCCACUCUCCUCUCAUCCAUCUGGACUGAUGUAGUCACUCGGUCCGACCCUCUCCAGACUCCCUAAGAAACUCCAGAUGGCUUUUUUCCAGUGACUAACUUCUCCGUACUCUUCUGUCUGGUGACCCUGAACAGGGUAGCGAGAUUUAGUCUGACAAGCAGCUUGACUGUUCACUCUUUCCCUAUCCUGACCUUCGCUUCCGCAUCUCCCAGAGUCACAGCAUCAUCAGCGCCUGCGAGAGUCACUGUUUACUUUCACACAGUGCAUGGACAUCUUUCCACACUCAGUGCUCAGCUGCUGUCCUUGCUUGACUAAUCCACAUUAAUGAUCCCUAAGGGAAAAUUCAGAUGCAGUAACAGCAACAUCAGAUGUUGUGUGUACACGUGUACAUACAUGUGCAUGUAUAGAUAAACAAGGCUAAACAUAGAAAACAUUUACAGGGUUUCUGUGGGUCUUUAACAAGUCUUAAAAAUAAAUCUCACUCAGUAUUUAAUUAAAAUGCACUUUUUUGGAGCAAUUGACUCAAAAGAAUUGGUUCAUAAAAUGUUCAAAACACAUUCAUUAAAAAAUGCAUAAAAUCUGGAUAUUAUUAGGAUUUUGGUUACACAAGUAUAUCUGGCAUUUAAUACAACAUUAACCCUUGUUGCUUUGUUGUGGGCCUUUAACGAAGCAUUUUAUUUAACGCAUUAAUUAUAAAGACUAGUAUUGGCAAAAAAAUAUUUUUAACUUUUUCUUUAAACACAUUAUUUUCCUAUCAGCAAAAUACAGUAUCGAUCAACAUAUAAAUUGUAUUUAUUGAAGUAUUAGUGGUAAUAAAAUCUGGUAUUCAUGGUUUAUUUUGGGGCUGUAUAAAUUUGUUCAUGGGCAACUCUAUAAUUUUAAUCUUAAAAAAGGUUGUACAUCUUAAAUUAGUUUUUGAAACCUAUGCAGAAACGCUGUAUUCAGUUUAGUAUGAUGCAGCAGCAGCAUGUUUAAGACAGACGGGUUCUUUUAGCAUGUUCGUUUCAAUCUGAACUGAUUCGUUUGGGUCAAGUGCCCCUAGAAACUGCGUUUUAAGUAAAUAUUUGGUUAAAUGUUGUUUAUUGCUUGUUUAAAAGAGGUUUUAAAGGUUUCAUUGUUAGUAAUUGACAGAUGUUUUGUGAAUCAUUGAAAAGAACUGGUUCAAAUUAGGUCGGUGUUACUGUCAGUGGCUGAGCUCCAGGUUCUAGUGAAGACGCAUGGAUCAGCCGUUGUGUUCUCCUCCCUACUGGUGUUUUGGGCGGCUGCCUGUGAAUCUGUGGGAUUGACUCCCUAAAGGCUGUUUACCGCUUGAAUGUUGUUUGUUUCCCCGUCCUCAUGACAGCUGUAUGAGCUCUCGUGGGGUCUGGAGUCCAGCCUGCCUUGGGGAUAUAUAACAUGGUGUUUACAAGAGGAUGAUUAAGUGAUUCAAUUAAGAUGUCAUGACUCAUGUAAUGUAAUUCCAUAAGGAACCGAUCAUCCAUCACCAGAACAUGAUGAAACGAUUCAUGGGCGACCUUAAGAAUGGAGCGAGGAGCCAAAGAGAAGAAUCAGCAUCUCUACAAACCCUACAGCAAUGGGAUUAUUGCUAAAGAGCCAGUGUCCCUUGAACAGGAGAUCCAGGAAAUGAGGCGUGGUGGUGCGGAGCCUGAGUUUGACAUGUCUGACAUCUUCUAUUUCUGCCGGCGAGGUGUGGAGAGCAUCGUCGAUGACGAGGUGACCAAACGCUUCACGGCAGAGGAGCUGGAGUCCUGGAACCUGCUGACCCGAAGCAACUACAACUUCCACCACAUCAGCACCAGGCUCACGGCACUCUGGGGGGUGGGAGUGCUCAUCCGCUAUGGGAUUCUGCUCCCACUCAGGGUCACGCUUGCUUUCACCGGUGUCGGUCUUCUCGUGGUUCUGACAUCAGUUGUUGGACUGUUUCCAAACGGAAGAAUAAAGAAUUAUCUCAGUGACAAGGUUCAUCUGAUGUGUUACCGGAUCUGUGUAAGAGCCCUCACAGCCAUCAUCACCUACCAUGACAGUGAGAAUAAACCCAAAAACGGAGGAAUCUGCGUGGCCAAUCACACCUCGCCUAUCGAUGUCAUCAUCCUGGCCAGUGACGGGUGCUACGCUAUGGUGGGUCAGGUCCAUGGCGGUCUGAUGGGGGUCAUUCAGAGGGCGAUGGUCAAGGCCUGUCCUCACAUCUGGUUUGAGAGGUCUGAAGUGAAGGACCGACACCUAGUGGCCAAACGAUUAAGUGACCAUGUUGCAGACGAAAGCAAACUGCCUAUCCUCAUAUUCCCAGAGGGAACUUGUAUAAACAACACUUCAGUCAUGAUGUUCAAGAAGGGAAGCUUUGAGAUCGGCUGCAAAGUUUACCCUGUGGCAAUAAAAUAUGACCCUCGUUUUGGUGAUGCGUUCUGGAACAGUAGCAAGUUUGGGAUGGUGAACUACCUGCUGCACAUGAUGAGCAGCUGGGCCAUUGUGUGUAGCGUCUGGUACCUUCCACCAAUGAGCCGUAUGGAAGGGGAGGACGCUGUACAGUUUGCUAAUAGGGUCAAAGCAGCCAUCGCUAGAAAGGGAGGACUGGCAGACUUAUUGUGGGAUGGUGGUUUAAAACGAGGGAAAGUCAAAGAAGUUUUCAAGGAGGAGCAGCAGAAACUUUACAGCAAGGUUUUAGUGGGCAGCAGUGAAGACCGCAGUCGCUCGUGAAGGGAUGCAGCUGUCUUCUUGACUUCAACACGUGCUGCUAUGUGCUCACGGCGAGAGCCUGGAACCUCAGCGGAUGCCGUGCGGCCCUACACUGGCCCCUUCAUGAACCUGCUCGAGCUGAACUGAUGAAGUCAUUGGGAGUUGAUGGGAAAAUGGUGCAUCCAGACCCUCAGAUCACUGCUGCGCCUCAGGAGCUUUUGCAUCAUUGCACGAUUGUCUCUGGCAUUCAAUUCUUGGUCUAUGAUUUCAGUUUAGAGUGAGAGUUACAUAUGGCAUAUUUACACAGUCUGUUACAGUUUUGAAUAUUUGUGCUCUGAUACUAUAAUGCAUGAUGUCCAAGGAGAAGAAAGAGUGGAAGAGUUUGAAGUAAUUUAUUUAAGCUUGAAAAAAAAAAAAAAAACACAGGAAAAAGUGAAAGGAUCGUGUGCGUAGAACUUUAGUGUUGGUAGAGCCAUGAAGAAUAAUGUCCGUUACGUGUUUAGCUGCUCAACAUUCAUCUCCUCAUGGCUGCCUCUAUAAUGUGCUCUUCGGUCUGUUUUUUUUUUUUUAAUGUUUUUUAAACAAUGUGACAUCUACUUUUUAAUUUGUACUUUUAGACAUUUUUCAAACAUUAUCGAAAUGUUAAUACCUAACCAUUUAGGAAAGAGUACUGGCAC
Carassius carassius (crucian carp) is the source of this 3820-nucleotide messenger RNA. It is a transcript of the gene gpat4, whose product is annotated as glycerol-3-phosphate acyltransferase 4. The record is from RefSeq and is a predicted model, not a curated record. Gene Ontology annotation, biological process: triglyceride biosynthetic process. Gene Ontology annotation, cellular component: endoplasmic reticulum. Gene Ontology annotation, molecular function: glycerol-3-phosphate O-acyltransferase activity. Bases 1992 to 3164 code for a protein of 390 amino acids. The transcript has 13 exons. Lineage: Eukaryota; Metazoa; Chordata; Actinopteri; Cypriniformes; Cyprinidae.